GUGGUUCCCCUGGAGGACAAAAAUAGAGAGCGGACAUUUCCUGUAUCGAAUGGCUGUCGUUUCCACGUGAUAUUACAUUUGCUUCUAUGGAGAAACACUUCACUGGCUGUCUACCUUGCUAGCGAAGAUAAUUAAGUUCAUGCACGAGAGGCACACGAUCAACGUGCCGCAUUUGCUAUGGAUGUCCUGAGAAGACCUGCUGUUCUUGAGGAUUCGGUGUCCUACCGUUUGUUUCUGGUUCAGCCUGAGCCAUUGGAGAACCAUGCGCAGGAACAGCGUCUGCAGGCUAUGGUGCAGGAGAUUCUGGCAGAGGUUGCCCCGCUGCUCGUUCAGUAUAUCUGGCAAAACCAGCCAUUCAAUUUAAAGCACUACCCUGAGAAAGGUGGUGUUCCAGCACACAUUGGAGGGUCCACACAAUUCGGGGACAAUGUGGAGGACGAGUGGUUCAUCGUGUACCUCUUGCAGCAAAUCACACGCACCUUCCCCAAGCUGGCAGCCAGUGUGGAAGACAACGAUGGCCAGUUCCUUUUAAUCGAAGCAGCCGAUCACCUCCCCAAGUGGCUUAACCCAGAGAGCAGUGAAAACAGGGUGUUUCUCUUCCAAGGAGAGCUGCACAUCCUGCCCGUUACUUCUCGUGCAGGAGGUACUGGCUGGCCUCGUGAUGUCACGCCCAGUGUGACCCAAGCCCUCGCUUUCCUCUCUGCCCACAAAGAAGCCUGCCUGGCCAAUCACAAGAUCCGAUCCUCCAUGGAAAAGCGGCUGCAGGGGUACCCAGGCAGGAUCCAGGCCAGCCUGCACCAUGCCCACUGCUUUGUGCCAGCGGGCAUCGCGGUUGUGCUGGCCCGUCGACCAGAUCUCCUGGCGCCGGCUGUGUCCACGUUUUACCUGCGAGACCCCCUGGACCUGCAGGCCUGUCGCACCUUCCAAACCUUUCCCCCGGAGACCCGAGUCCUCACCAGGGUGACGUUCACGAGAUGCCUGUAUGCUCAGCUGCAGCAGCAGCGCUUCACUCCAGACCGGCGUAGCUGCUUCACCCUGCCCGCCCCCUCGCACCCCCAGUACCGCGCCCACGAGCUGGGCAUGAAGCUGGCCCACGGAUUUGAGAUCCUGUGCUCAAGGUGCCGCCAGCCGUUGACCAAGCCGGACGUCCCGGUUAGCUGCAGUCCCCUCUGGAAAGGCUUCCUGGACAGUCUGAAGAAGAACGAUUAUUUCAGAGGGGAGAUGGAGGGAUCCUUGCGCUAUAGAGAGCUGAUGGCGUCAGCAGAGAACUUCUUCCGGCAGUCAGUGUCCACUCCUGAGAGUGUGAGGUCUCCAGGGCAGGAGGUGCUGCAGGUUCUGCAGAGCUGCCCCUUCAGCCUAGAGGAGCUCAGGAAGCAGGAGCCUGACCUCCCCCCUGAGGACAGUGACAGCUGGCUGGACCUCUCUCCCCAGGACCUUGAGCGUCUGUUGGAGGAGAAGGCAGGCGGGAGGGCGGGCAGCUCAGACCCGCGUCAUGGCAACAGGACAGAGACAGCCAAUCAGGAGGAGGCUGGGUACAGCCUGGUGGCGGUGACGCAGGGCAUGAAGAAGUUCAUCAAUGCUGUGUCCUCGCACGAGGGAGCCGAGCUGCCCUGGUCCCAUUCAAAUGAGCCCUUCAGUUUUGACCCAAACUCCAUGGCCACUGCAUUGGACAGGCUGCUGGGAGGCCCAGACCAGGAGCUGGAUUCAGAUGAUCUUGAAGAUGAUAAUGAUGACGACGAAGAUGACGACGAUGAUGAUGAUGAUGAUGAUGGAGUUGCGGUUGAGUCUGAGGGUGGAGGUCCCGUGCAUGCAGGAGCAGAGGGAGCAGAGGCUUUGGGAAGUCUCAGGAAGUACAUGGAUGAGAUGGAUCAGGAGUUGAAGGACACCAACAUUGGACAGAGCUUCGCCCAGAACCAGGGCGGCGACAGAUCGGGUCCUGCAGAGGGACUGGUUCAGCCCGGGGACAGUGAGGAGGAGGUCCUCCCGCUGGAUGUGGAUCUGAACCUGGUCACCAACCUGCUGCAGUCUCUCAGUUCCCAGGCUGGCCUGGCUGGCCCCGCCUCCAACCUGCUACAGAGCCUGGGCAUUCACCUACCACCUAACGCAGACCAGUGAACACACACACACUUACACACACAGACACACACACACAUCUCACACACACCCCUCACAUACACAUCUCACAUACUGUACAUACACGUACACCUCACAUACACACGCACCCUACACAUACACAUCUCACCCACACACACACACACACACAUCUCACAUAAACUCACACUGCACACAUAUACAUCUCACAUACACACACAUACCCCUCACAUACACACACACACACACCCUGCAUCUUAGCCAGAUCUGUUCCCACUGCACUCAGCAUUGAUCUCUGACACAGAGAGAAGUCACCAGAGUCUCUGCUCCUAUGGAGUACAUUCAGAGAGUAAUAAACCUAUUCUUACCAGUCUACCAUCCUCCAUAUCUCUCUCAGGGUCAUUCACAGAGUGUAGAAAUCUUGGACUGUGUACCAUUGUUGUGUCCCACAUAAAACCUUUCAUCCAAGGAAAAGCUAGGCUAAUGCUAGCAGUAGUCUAGUUAUGAAGGUGUUGUAUAGAGAGCAUUCAGUUUUGUACCAAGUGUAUUUAUUUUCCUGUGCCAUUAUGCACAUGAAAGGUUUAAUAAAGCAACUAUUUUGUGAAAGAAAAUUCUAAAUAAAGAAUUAAUUUGUGUUAAA
Messenger RNA from Anguilla rostrata (American eel), 2731 nucleotides. RefSeq names its product ecdysoneless homolog (Drosophila) (gene ecd). The transcript is spliced from 14 exons. Bases 178 to 2115 code for a protein of 645 amino acids. Gene Ontology annotation, cellular component: nucleus. The record is from RefSeq and is a predicted model, not a curated record. Lineage: Eukaryota; Metazoa; Chordata; Actinopteri; Anguilliformes; Anguillidae.